AUGUCGAAGGCCAAAAAACACAAUCUCGACCCCAGCGUUGUCCUCCCGGAUGGUUCCAAGCGCCAUGGACGUACAGCACACUCCAUCGAUACCCCAGCGCCCAGCACCAAGGUCAACAAACGGUUGAAAAAAGAUCAGAACGACGAUAAGACAGCAAAGAAACGCCGACUUGCCUUGGAGAAGCAGCAGCAGCAGCUGCAACAGCUUGAAGACGACAUUGAAGACCGCAAUGCGCAGAGGGCAAUGGCAGUGAAGGCAGUCGCUGCUGUAGAGGACAAGAUACGUCGCAAAGAAAAAGAAGCCUUAUUAAAUGCCGAACACCCUCAUCUAUCAGCCAUGGAGACUUACCUCUCGCUCGCAGCCCCAACCAACCAAAAGGAUCACGACGACGAUUGCGCCGACGCUGCCGACAAUAAUGAGACAGCCAUCCCACCUCCAGAGUCCGACUUUUCGACCGAUUCUGAUGGUGCCAAUCUCAACCCAUUGAACCCGAUGGACGUCGAUGCUUCAGAGAAUGGCAGUUGCUAUUCAGAAUCGGAAGAGAACAGCUUUGACGAGCCUGACGACGACGACGACGACGACGAUGACGAGGGGUAUAAAGCCAAGUUCCUUGCUCUGCGCAAGAAGCUGAGAGAGAAGAAAAUGAAAGGUGCCCUCCGCGCUGAAGUUGACGGCCAGCGCAAGCUCAAGUCUCAUGCGCACUACAACCCAAAGCCAGCUCUGAAGGUACCAAUCGACAAGGGCAGUGAUGGGGGAGAGCAAGAAGAGAUGUCCACGUCACGGCAUGGCCAUGGGAAAUACCCUGCGAAGAAACCCACCAAAGAAGGUCUGAAGAAAGGGUGGGAGAAGUCGGCCAAGUUAAUUCCCGCCUCCACAGCAAUCAACAAUCCACCCAAGAACAAGCCUCUCCCCAAGCCCUCCGAUAAAGAGGACUGUAGCUCUGAUGAAGGAACCGCCGGCAUCCGCGAUGAAAUCCCACUGUCCACUCCGGCUGCUCGAAACCCAAAAGCGGUCAGUCUUAAACAAAAGAAAGGAACUCUCGAGAUGGGCAUUUCAAUCACUCCCGUCGACACCUCGUCCAAGGACAACACCAUCCAAGGAUCACGCAAGGGCCCCGAUGUCGACAAGAAGGCAAAGAAAGGGUACUCGAGUGAGGACCUACCUUUUGAAGGCGAAGAUCAGCUUGGUGGACUCAAGCUGUGGACCGACAAGGUUGUCCCCUCAGUCCUCAGCUGGGGUGGUAGCGAAGAGGACAUCUUCGGUGUUGCCAGCCUUCCAGGAUUCCAAGAGGUUGUGCAGGAGGCAUGGGACGAGCAAUUCCCCAAGAGUUCGACGAAUAAAGCGGUGUUUUCUGUGGCAACCACUGCAGUUCGCACAUGGCGUAGUACCUUUGGGAGGCGCGCAUUAACGAAACUCGGCGACUAUCUUCGUGAAGAACCGACCCUGCAAACGAAAGAAGCUCGAGUCAAAUGGAUCCGGGAUCAACUCACCAACAAUGUCUAUGUCUUCAAGGACCCAGAUGCCCAGUCCGGGAGCUAUCGUUCGCCUCUUCUUCUUCAAAUCUACGCAUACCACGAACAUAUUCUCGACAAAACGGACGAUUUCUAUGGACAUCCUGUUGGAGCAAUGGCGUUUGCAGCAACCGCGCUUGAGCGCGCUCUGACUCUCUGGAAGGAUGGUGUACCACCCGCAAAAUCCGAUGUCCGAAAUUUCGUUCGCGGCCUCUGGGGACCUCGUGUCGAACACCACGUCAAAUCCACUAAGCAAUUGACCAAGAAGAAGUGGGGGAAGAUUCGUAACGAAACCCUCAAGUACAUCACCGGUGCAGACAGCGACGGGGAAGACAACGCUGAGAAGGCUGAAGUACACCGUGGCGCCAAUACUGCGAUCGUUGUAUCAGAAGACGAGGAAUCAACAGACGACGAUUAA
Messenger RNA from Coprinopsis cinerea okayama7#130, 1929 nucleotides. RefSeq lists its product as hypothetical. NCBI's taxonomy places the organism in Eukaryota, Fungi, Basidiomycota, Agaricomycetes, Agaricales, Psathyrellaceae. The transcript is spliced from 7 exons. Bases 1 to 1929 code for a protein of 642 amino acids. The record is from RefSeq and is a predicted model, not a curated record.